UUUGAUUUAAUUCAUCUGUUGAGAUGAGGAAUUACGUCAAGCAGCAAACAUUACUCCUGCAGAUGAUCACUAGACGUUUUACUCGACAAAUUUCAGAGAAAAGGAAAAACGGCGACAAGUUGACAAAGUUUGAUGUGAGAAAGAAUACCGAGAAAAUUGCACCUGAAAUCUCCAAACAUCCGAGGAAUAUCACUAUUUUAAAAGGAGAAAAUGUAAUUUUUCGUUGCUCAGUGGUGGGGAACCCUACACCCAGUGUUGUUUGGAAAAAGAACGGAAAAGAACUGGAUGUAACAGCAGACAGUCGAUUGAAAUUGUCCUCUAAGAAAAAUAAUCACAGUUUAGAAAUUGCAGAGGUUCACUUCUCAGAUUCAGGGAAAUACAUGUGUGUGGCCAAUAACAGCGUGAGUAGAUCAUCCUCAUCAGCAGCUAACCUCACAGUACAAUAUGUACCAGACCCACCAAAGGAUUUCAAAGUCAUCUUAAGAGGAUCACGAUCAGUUAAUAUCUCUUGGAUAAAUGGUUUUAAUGGAAACAGUGCCAUCCAGAACUACACAGUGGAAAUCAGUGAAGAUGGGCAGAAAUUCAGAGAUGCCAUAUGUCAAGGAACACUCUCAGUCAAUGCUUGUGUGAUUCACACCACAAGAGUUUCUAUUAAAGAGCUGUUUCCCUGGACAAUAUAUUACCUCAGGGUUUUUGCCAGGAACAUAAUUGGUUCUAGUAACCGCAGCCUCAUUAUAAAUGUUACCACCGAUGAAGAAGUGCCUAGUUCUGCACCACCUUUUAAUGUGACGGUCGUCAGCUCUACUGCUGUUAAUGUUUCUUGGAAGAUGCUCAGUAAACAAGAUGCCAGAGGUGAAAUCCAGGGAUAUUACAUUUUAUACAAGAGAAAGAACGAUCCGCAGUUACCUUGGAAGAACAGAACUGUCAACAGAAAGGAAACCACGUCUAAAGUAGUGACGUCUCUAAAAAAAUUCACAUCAUACGAGUUUGCCAUACAGGCCUUCAACAACAAGGAUGUCAGUGUGAAGAGUGACAUUAUAGAAACGAAGACAGAUCAAGAUGUACCUUCCGCGGCACCCAAGUUGAUGAGCGCAGAACCAAAAAACAGUACUAGUAUAGAAUUGACAUGGGAACCCGUUCUUGGGCGUGAUUUAAAUGGCAUUCUUACUGAGUAUGUCAUUCGUUAUUCGCACGACAAGGAGGAAAGGUACAGAGAAAAACCAAAUUCGUUGUCAAAGGUGGUAAUAAAUGGGCUCAGAGCAUCGACUAAUUACUCGUUUAAAAUUUCGGCUGCAACUAUCAAGGGUGAAGGUCCGCAAAGUGAACCCAAGUCUGCUACAACGAAAGACCCACCCAUUCCUCCUAUUCCUAACGACAUCGGGACAAGUGAAGUUUCUGUUGCCUUCAAGCCCUUGCAAAUUUUAAGUAGUGGAAAAGAAGUCAGGUACUACCAAGUCAUUGUGGUACAACUAAGAAAAGGAGAAGGGCCUGGCAAAUCAUCAGACGAGAACUAUGUUAGAGUAAUCAGAAAAUAUGAAGAUAGGGUGGCGGGGGAACCCUACAUUACGGCUGAAUUUUCCAACAAUAACGAACGAAGAACAACUUUUCCUGUUGGAGAUGGAAAGUACUACUCGAGAAAAUAUCAUAUUGAAGCGAGAAGAAAGCGCAGAGCGGGAUUCACUGAAUAUCUUAAUGGGAAGCUUGACGACGACACAGAGUACGCUGUUUUUCAACGUUCCCUUAGCGGCCCUGAUGAUUAUCAAAAUGAGGGUUUUACUCAAUUUACAACCCGCAAAAUGACUGAAUUGGAACCAGAGGAUAAAACCGUGAUUGUUAUUGUAGUAUUUAUAGUGUUGUUCAUAGUGUUUGUAGUUGUUGUCGGCGGAAUUGUGAUUGUCUGGUUGCGCGGUCGACGGCGGAGCAAUGAGAAUGAGGUCGACGAAGACAUACCUAUGGAAGAUAGAGGUUACGUAUUUAGUGUUGUGGUUGUAGAAAGGCAAUUCUUCUGUAAAACCGCUCUAUACUUGUCAACGCUUCCCUUAAACUGCUUAAGCAGUAUACCUGUAUCAUAUAAUUCCGGCUAUGACAGCAUCACCACCGACGAAAGAAACAUUAUAAUCCACGCUAAAAACUCCGUCCUAAUCCAUAAGCACCUACCCUAG
Molecule: messenger RNA, 2162 nt
Organism: Stylophora pistillata
Lineage: Eukaryota; Metazoa; Cnidaria; Anthozoa; Scleractinia; Pocilloporidae
Product: neogenin-like
Source: RefSeq, a predicted model, not a curated record